UCACCUGUUUGUGCAGGUUUUUAUGGUCAUCAAAUUCAGUUUAACUGAUGAGCUGUGUGCACUCGUGUUAGUCACACGGUCAGAAACAAAGGUCAUCAAAUAUUCUCUAAGUCUGUCACAAACACUCAGGAUGCUGAAAACAUCAGACCUGCUUCUUCUCCUCUGUCUUAUCGGGGCAGCAAGUGCCCUGUACAAACAGUGGAUUCCUGACACCAACUUUGAGAACAAGACCAACUGGGACAAAGAUGAUGUCCCAUGUGGCAGCGACACAGUUCAGUUUCCAGCUCAGAGAAAAGUGUCUGUGUUUGUGGAGACAUCACACGCUGUAAGGGAGAUGAGGCUACCGGUUGAUGGGGAGUUCAUUCUGAAUUCUGGAGCUGGAUUUUAUGUGGUGAGUGGACAAGAACCAGGCUGUGGGCAGGGUGUUACAACCAAGUUUAAAGAUUCAGAGGCUCUCCAGUGGUUCAACCCAGCUCUGUGGCAGGCAGCUGCAACCCUGGAUGACCUGUUGCAUGGGCAAGUCUUAUUCUCUGUUCACGAGGAGAGCGUCCCCUGCCAGCAUGAUGAUGUGGUUUUCAAAGAUCGCUCCUCUUUCAGAGUGGACACCAGCUCAAAUCUGCCUAACAUCCCUGUCAAAUCUGUGUCUGUGCUUGGGAAGAAGUUUGAAAGCAGUUCCGAGUUCUCCAAGUACCUCAGCUCGUGCUCAGGCCAGCUGCAGUUUCACGGUUCAUCUGCAGUAGGUGUCGGAAGCCAAGGUUGUGGGGAUCCUUCCGGCUGUGAAUGUGGGAAUUCUGUAAACCACAUGCGGAUCUGUGGCACUGUUAAAUGUGGCUCUCUGAACUGUAAGACAGCACUCCUCCCUGUUGGACACUGCUGUAAAGUUUGUGGUGCAAUUGUGACAAUCAAGUUCUCCACGACCUUCAACUUACAGAACUACAGACAACGGGUCCAUCACCUAUUUCUCAUCCAACCUAAAUACAAAUCCAUCCAGCUAGGCAUGUCUAAAGUCUUCAAGUCACAGGAGUUGCUGAGGAUCAUCCCUUUUGGCACCACACCUGAGAUUCAGGUGGUUAUCCUGGACGGAGACAAGGGAACAUUGGCAGAAAAUCUGGCCGGAGACAUAGUGAAGGAUGCUAGUUCUCAUGGCUCCAGCUUGGGAAUCACUGAAGCUGAAUUUCAAGCUUCCUCGGGGGGCAGCAGCAAUAAUUCUGGAAGCAAUGCUGGGGUUGUCGUUGGAGCUGUUUUUGGAGUUUUCAUUUUGAUUUUACUCAUCGUCAUUUUGGUUAUAUUGCUUCGUAAAGGGUUUGUACAAAUGCCAUCAAUGCCUUCUAUGCCAUCUAUGCCUUCUAUGCCAUCAAUGCCUUCUAUGCCUUCAAUGCCAUCCCUGAGUCGAUUUAAGAGACACAGUGACGUUGGAGAGCUUGGUGGGACUCUUGACCAUGGCUAUGACAAUCCCAUGUUCGACAGGCCCAACAUGAUGCCUGAUAUUCCUGGUCUGUAUGGGACUGAAACAAAUACUUCAAUCUCAAUGACCCAGUCAGGUGUGCACUUUGUGAAUCCAGUCUAUGAUGACAAUGAAACUGAUUUUAAUGCUUGAUAAAAUAAAUGUUCUCAAAUUGUUUCAAAGGUAUUAAAUUGAUGGAUUUAUUAACCCUGUGAAACAAUAAGUCCUCUGUUGGCCUCAUAAUAAUUCAGUGUUGCAAAUACAUUUUUACAACCAAAUGGACUUUAGACAAAUAAAAUAAUUAUUGCCUGAGAUUUGUGUGCUUUUUCCCCUCAUUCAUAUCACAUUCAAGAGCAAUA
Messenger RNA from Notolabrus celidotus (New Zealand spotty), 1803 nucleotides. RefSeq names its product amnion associated transmembrane protein (gene amn). The coding region runs from base 23 to 1597 and encodes 524 amino acids. The transcript has a single exon. Gene Ontology annotation, cellular component: apical plasma membrane; endocytic vesicle. The record is from RefSeq and is a predicted model, not a curated record. Lineage: Eukaryota; Metazoa; Chordata; Actinopteri; Labriformes; Labridae. Gene Ontology annotation, biological process: intracellular protein localization; receptor-mediated endocytosis.